Molecule: messenger RNA, 4079 nt
Organism: Scophthalmus maximus (turbot)
Lineage: Eukaryota; Metazoa; Chordata; Actinopteri; Pleuronectiformes; Scophthalmidae
Product: oligophrenin-1
Exons: 24
Coding region: 510-2894 (794 amino acids)
Biological process (GO): signal transduction
Cellular component (GO): cytoplasm
Molecular function (GO): GTPase activator activity; protein binding
Source: RefSeq, a predicted model, not a curated record
GCUUUGUGUUACGCUUUGUGCAAAGAUGUUCUGGCUUUUAAGAUGUGUAUAAUAAUUAUUUCAGAAAAGUAUAUAUUUUACAUCACAUGUUCAGCGGUUUAAUGACUUUUCAAACAAACAAUUCAUUUCAAACCGAGGUAAAGGGGUUGAAUGGGGUUUUGUGAAAGUGUGAAACCUUUCGGAAUGGGACGCGUCCGAGGGGAUUCUUGGUCGCGCUUCUAAUUACGACACCGCAACAAGGAAAAGUGGAAAAGAGGACCUGGCUCCGGCCACAUUCGAGUUCAAGCAGCGCGACAGAGGAGUGAGAAGAGAGAAGCGAGUCCCACACGGGACUUCUGCGCCCAGCCGCCGCCGCCGCAGGCUCCCACGGACACCGCGGUUGCUGCUCCUCCGACCGGAUGACAGUGUGAAGUGCGCCGCGAUGAGCAGAGGAGCGUGAGAGGCUGCGUCGGCUCCACUCAAACAAGCCCCGGUGACUCUAUUGUCUGAAAGCGCCACUCGUCCAGAAGAUGGGGCACCCUCCCCUGGAGUUCAGCGACUGCUAUCUGGACAGCCCCGACUUCAGAGAGACGCUCAAGUGCUACGAGCUGGAGCUGGAGCGGACCGGCAAGUCUCUCAAGGAGCUGAUCAAAGAUGGCAACAGUGUCAUCACGGCCAUCAGGGGCUAUUCUGUGGCAUUGCAGAAGUUUUCUCAGACCCUCAGCAUGUUCCAGUUCGACUUCAUCGGUGACUCCCUGACCGAUGAUGAGAUUAACAUUGCCGAGUCAUUCCAUGAGUUCGCUGGUCUCCUGCAGGAAGUGGAGCACGACAGGAUGAUGCUGGUUCAGAACGCCUCCGAUCUUCUCAUCAAGCCACUGGAGAAGUUCAGAAAAGAGCAAAUAGGAGUCACAAAAGAGAAGAAAAAGAAAUUUGAAAAAGAGAGUGAGAAAUAUUACUCCCAGUUGGACAAACACCUGAAUCUCUCUGCCAAGAAGAAAGAGAGUCAACUUCAAGAGGCUGAUGAAGUCUUGGACAAAGAGCGGGUGAACUUCUACGAAUCGUCAGUGGAGUACGUUUACCAGAUCCAUCAGGUGCAGGACAGGAAGAAGUUUGAUGUGGUGGAGCCUGUGCUGGCGUUUCUCCACAGCGUUUUGACGCUCAACAACCUGACAGUGGAGAUGACUCGUGAUUUCAUGCCCUACAAGCAGGAACUGCAGCUCAGCCUGCAGAACACGAGAAACCACUACGAGAGCACUAGUGAGGAGAUGGAGGAGCUGAUGAAACGAAUGAAACAGCCUUCCCAGAUCAGUAAAAUGCACAAUUUGCUGCCGAUGGAGGGUUAUCUGUACUGUCAGGAGAAGUGGGCUUUGGGUAUGACAUGGGUCAAAUAUUAUUGCAAGUAUCAUAAGGAGGGAAGACUGAUGGUCAUGGUACCUUGUGAACAGAAGCCAACAACCAAACAGGGCCCCACGCAGCUCACGCUGAAAUCCUGCUUCCGCCGGAAGACGGAGUCCAUAGACAAGCGCUUUUGCUUUGACGUGGAAACUAACGAGAGAAACAUGCCAGUUACUUUCCAGGCUCUUUCAGAGGGGGACAGGAAGAUGUGGAUGGAGGCCAUGGAUGGAAAAGAGCCUAUCUAUCACUCCCCAAUUCACAAGCAGGCUGAAAUGGAGCUGAACGAAACUGGAUUCAAGUUUGUGCGAAAGUGCAUCAACUAUAUUGAAUCAAAAGGAGUGACACAAGAAGGAGUAUACAGAACAGUUGGCAGCAACAUCCAAGUGCAGAAGCUUUUAAAUGCCUUCUUUGACCCCACGAACCCGGGAGACGUGGACCUCCACAGCAGCGACUGGGACAUUAAAACUAUCACAAGUGCAUUGAAGUUUUACCUCAGGAGUCUGUCUGAACCUCUGAUGACCUACAGUCUACACAGGGACCUCAUGUGUGCCGCAAAGUCAGACAAUCUGGACUUUCGACUCAGCGAAAUCCAUUCCCUCGCCCACAAACUACCGGAGAAGAAUCGGGAGAUGCUGGAGAUGCUCAUCAAACACUUGGUCAAUGUGUGCAGCCACAGCGAUGAAAACCGCAUGACUCCUUCAAACAUGGCCGUCAUCUUUGGACCAACGCUGUUGAGAGCAAAGGAGGAGACCGUGGCGGCCAUGUUGGAUAUCAAGUUCCAAAACAUUGUUGUGGAAAUCUUGAUUGAGGACUACAAAAAGAUCUUCAGUAAUAUGCCAGAGGACAGCACCGCCCCACCUGUCCCUCCUCCGCGGAUCACCCCGAGAAAGCGGCAGCCCAUCACAAUCUCCAAGCGUCCACCUCGUGUUUAUCCAACGCUUAGUCACGACAACUUCCAGAACACAGAGAAUGGCCAGGAAGCCAGCUCCACCGUUGACGUCUCGGCGAGCCCCGUUCCCCUGCAGCGGACGAAGCCUGUGAGCUGUAUUCCACAGGUUCCAAGAGAACCUCCCCCGAGACUGGCGCUGAUGCCCAGACCGUCAAACCGUCAGGAAAGACACGAGGACUCCGAGGCCGGGAAGGUAGACGACACCAGGCAAAGGCCAGAUUCCUCUUCAGCGGCAAAUGGGGAAUCGGGAGUCUAUGUGAGCCGAGUACCAUCCUUCCAGGGCAGAAGACCGCCUCCGAAGGGCACGUCAGGAGAUUCUGAUGGUCUGACCAGAACAAGGUCCACAGAGAAACCAUCCAUCUGUAGACCCCCAGUCAGGCCUCCGGAGCCCCCCUCCAGAUACCCUGUGCCACAAAAGCCUCAAAGUGUAGCCUGCAGUGAGGGCACGCCCACAUCCUACGUUGCCUCCAAAACAAAGUUUUUCGAGAAUGCCUCCAAGCAAGUGGGGAGUCCACCUGCCUCUCCGUCAACAUCAGCAGGGACAAGUGUAAAAAAAGAGAAUUUAAGUUAAGCAGAUUUGGACCACGUCAUGUGACCCCUUCAUGUGCCGCUCGGUGUGCGCUAAGCCGGGGAGAGUCGACACCAAUGAACUUGGUCGAUUUGGAUCUUCACUCUCAAUAGAACUGAAUUCAAACGACGAGAGUCAUGUCGUAAGGCAACACAGCAGCAAACUGAACUUUGAAUGCCCUUGUAUAGCAACUGGCUCAGUCUUUGAAAGUUUGGAAGUUUUUUUUAUUUUUUUAUUCCACACCACUCAACACCAUAACCAGAUAAUAUUACAAUAUUUAAUCAUUUUACAGUGUUACAUUUUUUAAUGACACAAUUUUUUAUUUGUGGGAACUAACUAUUGUAACUGGUUAUGACUCGUCUACAAUCUUAACACACUUGUUUUCAACCGUCUUAAAUUCUUGUCCCAAUAAUUAACUAAAACUGGCUUUCAGUUUAAUCAUUAUUAAUCUGAAAUUGUGACACAUAGGUCUGAAUAUUAACCAAUUGAAUUUGUGGCCAUGUAAAGCAAUUGAGUCAAAAAACUGCUAAAGAUUGUAUUUCAGUAUUUAAACAAGCGAGCAUGUUCAAAAUUAAAUAGGGGACAUUUUUAAUGUCAAGGAAGGGAACUGGAUAAAGUUGAUGAGUGAGUGAGUGGAUAAAUUCAUAUUAAGCUACUUCUGACAAUUGAGUAUUUAUGUCACUGAAACCUAUUUUAGUUGGUCCAUGAAAAAACCUUUUAAUAUUAAUUAUCUCAGUUGAGAUAUAUUAUAAAGUAACUUGUCACUCAAAAGUCACAUGUUAAAAGGCAUUACAAAAGUAUUUGCUAUAAAACGUCAGUCUGUUUUACAGUCAGUGUAGUUUGAAUUUACACUGAAUAUAAUAGUUAAUAGGGAAUUUGAAAGAACAGAUCCAUUAGUUCAGAUUCCCUCACCUCUGACCUCUUGUUGGCAGGUCAGGUAUGUACAAGAGAGUCAUUGUAGAUUUGUAAACUCAAAAAUUCGGAUAGUCAGAGUUACCCUAACUUGUUUACAAAUUAAUUUGUUGGGAUUUUAAAGCACGUCAAAACUGAUUGUUACAGUGUGUGAAGAUAACACUCCAUUUUUUAUUUUCAUUGUUCUUAAAAUGUUAAUGUUUGUUUUACACAGAACCCAACUUGAAAAUUCUUGUUGCUGUCUGGUUUUCAAAAACGAAUAAAUUUUCAAAACUA